CUCAGCGAGGCAGUCAUGUCUACCAACCUGCACUCCGUACAUGUGGUUAAAGAAGAGGCGCUGGCAUCGGAGCAUAUAAAGGAGGAGGCUUCAUGUGAGGCCGCCGCGCUUGCCAAACUGUACUCGGAACAUGAGGUUAAGGAAGAGUUUGUGCUGGGACCGGAGACCAUGCAGCGGCCUAAAACAGUCUACACAUAUUGCGUGCCCGUCGAGGUGGACUUGAAAAAGGACCUCGCGGGGGCGGGGGGGACAGCAGACGAGUCUGAGAGCGAGACAGCACCAUGCGGGAGUGAGACCGAGCGAGAACAACAAGUUAAUAACACCCUGACGUCGAUAGAUACCCUCGAGGUGGAGCCUGAGACGGAGGAGCCUGCAGGCGAGAGUGGGAGCGAGACAAAAGAGUCGAGUGGCAAACUAGUACUCAAGGCUUACAUCUGCGAUACGUGCCAAAAAAUGUUUUCAAAUGCAUACCAUUUGAACAGACAUUCUAGAGUCCACACAGGAGAAAAACCAUACACCUGCACCAUCUGCCAUAAUAAGUUCGCGAAUUCACGGAAUUUAAAUCAUCAUCUACGAAUACAUACCGGAGAAAGACCGUACGAGUGCACGGUAUGUGAAAAAAAGUUUACUAAUUCGAGUUCUUUGCAUGUACAUGAACGUAUUCACACGGGAGAGAGGCCACACUCGUGCGGAACUUGUGGGAAGCAGUUUGCACAAAGAAGCACGUUGGUACUUCACGAACGAACGCACACUGGGGAAAAGCCUUACCAGUGCAAGAUAUGUCCGAAGAGCUUUAUAAAGUUGGCCAAUUUGAAGUUACAUGAGCGAUCACACAGAGGGGAGAAACCAUACGCGUGUAAACAAUGUGACAAAAGAUUCACACAAUCGAUGAAUUUGAAGCUACAUGAACGAAUCCACAGGCAAGAUACACCUGAAACGAUUUUGCAGCAGCAGAUCUGUACGUGUUCUAACAUAUCCUGUGAUCGUCACGAAUAAAUGUCAUGAAUCUUAAAAGCGUUUAGCAUGAAUCGGUAAAGUCCGCCAAAGACGGAGCCAGUUCACCUAGUCCAGCAUUGAA
Molecule: messenger RNA, 1078 nt
Organism: Cydia amplana
Lineage: Eukaryota; Metazoa; Arthropoda; Insecta; Lepidoptera; Tortricidae
Product: zinc finger protein 239-like
Exons: 2
Coding region: 16-996 (326 amino acids)
Biological process (GO): regulation of transcription by RNA polymerase II
Cellular component (GO): nucleoplasm
Molecular function (GO): DNA-binding transcription repressor activity, RNA polymerase II-specific; RNA polymerase II cis-regulatory region sequence-specific DNA binding
Source: RefSeq, a predicted model, not a curated record